Pistacia vera is the source of this 1135-nucleotide messenger RNA. RefSeq names its product light-mediated development protein DET1-like. The transcript has 8 exons. The record is from RefSeq and is a predicted model, not a curated record. Gene Ontology annotation, cellular component: nucleus; cullin-RING ubiquitin ligase complex. Lineage: Eukaryota; Viridiplantae; Streptophyta; Magnoliopsida; Sapindales; Anacardiaceae. The coding region runs from base 1 to 885 and encodes 294 amino acids. Gene Ontology annotation, biological process: carbohydrate metabolic process; positive regulation of proteasomal ubiquitin-dependent protein catabolic process; protein ubiquitination. Gene Ontology annotation, molecular function: ubiquitin protein ligase binding; ubiquitin-like ligase-substrate adaptor activity.
AUGACUACUUCUGACAGAAGUAGGUUACAUCACCUGCCUGGGAAUAACAUUGAGAAUGGUUCAAAUCAUGACCAGCCCAAUCAAGAUAAUCCCUUUUUGAGUGGCAUCAAACAGCGAUUGCUUUCAUUUAUAUUCCGAGGAAUAUGGAACGAAGAAACAGAUCAAACAACGAGGAUCCAAUGCCUUAAGAAGAAAUUCUACUUCCAUUUUCAAGAUUAUGUUGACUUGAUCAUCUGGAAGGUACAGUUCCUGGACCGACAUCACCUGCUAAUCAAGUUUGGUAGUGUAGAUGCAGGGGUAUCCCGAAAUGCUGAUCACCAUACUGCAUUUUUUGUUGUAUAUAAUAUGGAGACAACUGAGGUCAUUGCAUUUUAUCAGAACUCAGCAGAUGAGCUUUACUUCUUGUUUGAGCAGUUUUGUGAUCAUUUCCACGCAACAACUAGAAAUUCAUUGUAUAUGAACUUCAUAUCAUCUCACUCAAACAACAUUUAUGCUCUUGAGCAACUAAGGUCCAUGAAAAAUAAAGCUGGUAGUUCUCCACAGGUUCAGUUUGUGAAGAAGAUGCUGGCUUCUUUGCCUUUUAGUUGUCAGUCACAGAGUCCUUCCCCCUAUUUCGAUCAAUCUCUCUUUCGCUAUGAUGAGAAGCUGAUUUCUGCAGCUGAUCGGCACAGACAAUCGACAGAUCAUCCCAUUAAAUUCAUUUCCAGAAGGCAACCACAAACCCUCAAAUUUAAGCUUAAGCCAGGUCCUGAAGCCGGUACUAUAGAUAGUCGGACAAAAAGGAUUUCUUCAUUCCUAUUCCAUCCAUUUUUGCCGCUUGCGCUCUCCAUUCAGCAUACUUUGUUCAUGCAGCCAUCAGUUAUGAAUAUUCACUUCCGGAGAUGAGUUUCUUUGUACCUGCCUUUACUCAUUUUCCACUGCAUCUGUACAUUUGAUAUUUUAUUAAUUUUUGUACAUCCAUAAUUAUACUAUUAGCUCUGUGUGUGGGAAGAUCUUGUAACACUCGAAUGAAGAUAGGAAGAAGUCUUUGUAUCUUUGGUUAGGCAUUAGUUUCUUCGUUUCGCCCCAUUUUUUGUCGACUUUAGCAGUAUGUUUUAUGCUUAUCUAUUGGAAAUUUUAUGUUUAUUAGCUUAAA